AUUCUCUUUUAUGACCCGGCAAGUGGUGCUCCCCUCUUGGAUGAAUAUCAUCAGCAUGCCUCAUGGUUUCCAUUUCAUUUGAAAGAGAAUCCCGACACAUAUCCGUAUAUGUAUGUUUCGGAGACAUUGGUAACGUUGUUCGGUAUUAAUUGCCUAUUUACUUGGGAUCAUAUUUACACUGUCACCGUGGCUCAAUUUAUUAUGCAUUUCGAAUAUGUCAAUACGGAAUUGGCGCGAUUAAAUGCUAAGGAUACCAUGGAGGGAUGGAGAAAGAGUAAGGAUUUUUAUAAGGAUCUGGUGGAGAUAAUCAAAUAUCAUCAGCAUAUAUUGAGAUUGGGUGACAAAUUGCGGAGCACUUUUAAUUUACCAUUAUUUCUCACCGAUCUUAUAAGUGGUGCCUCAAUAUGUUUUCACAUCUAUUUGAUAGCGAAUACGGAUGACAUAAUUGCCAUCACUUUGUUUAUAUUUCCCUGUUUUGUGCAGGUGGCAUUUGCAUUCGAUAAUUGUUAUCAGGGAUCAAGGAUUGAAAGUGUGACUACUAAUAUGAGUCAAGUGUUAUUUGAGCAGAAUUGGUAUGAUGCCACCAUAGAGUAUCGGAAAUUUUUAAUACAUUUCUUGCUAUUUGCCAGUCGACCAUUUACCCUGAGUGGGUAUAAUUUGUUUAGCAUUGAUAUGGUGCAUUUUCGAGUGACAAUGAUGAUUGCCUAUCGGAUGUUUACAUUUUUACAGGCUCGUGGAUCGAAAAUUAAAUGA
Musca vetustissima is the source of this 753-nucleotide messenger RNA. Its product is annotated as odorant receptor 88a-like. Gene Ontology annotation, biological process: detection of chemical stimulus involved in sensory perception of smell; sensory perception of smell. Gene Ontology annotation, molecular function: odorant binding; olfactory receptor activity. The annotation marks the transcript as partial. The transcript is spliced from 4 exons. The record is from RefSeq and is a predicted model, not a curated record. Lineage: Eukaryota; Metazoa; Arthropoda; Insecta; Diptera; Muscidae. Gene Ontology annotation, cellular component: plasma membrane.